Molecule: messenger RNA, 2256 nt
Organism: Papaver somniferum (opium poppy)
Lineage: Eukaryota; Viridiplantae; Streptophyta; Magnoliopsida; Ranunculales; Papaveraceae
Product: aluminum-activated malate transporter 6-like
Exons: 5
Coding region: 400-2088 (562 amino acids)
Biological process (GO): malate transport
Cellular component (GO): plant-type vacuole membrane
Source: RefSeq, a predicted model, not a curated record
GCAUGCAUGAAUGAGUGCGAUAAUUCCCUCAACAACUACUAUAUAUCUUCCUAUUCCUACAGUUGUUUUCUCAUCAAUAGCUACUAGUGCCCUAUUACGUAAACUAGCAGCACCCUAUUAUCUUCUUCCAACUCUUUCAUACGGAGUAUCUGUUAGCUCGAUCCCUAGCUAUUAUCUUCUUCUAGCUCUUUCAUAUCUCGCUAAUAGUGUGAAUUUCUGUCAGUACCUUCUUCAUAUAUAUUUUGAACACCAUUAAGAAUCAUCUAGCCAGAGUUCUAGAUUAAACACCUUAAUUUGGUUACCAGCCAGGAAAUUAUUUUUGGUUUGGAGGCCAAAACAUCUGACCGUCCAAGGGAAAGCCGAAAGAAUAAUUAUAAAAUACUAUUGAUUUUUUGCAAAAUGAAUGGAAAAAAGGGUAGUGUCGACUCCGUUGAGAUCAACAUUCCUUGUUAUCAUCAUAAACAAAAUCAGGAUUUUUCAAAAAUUACUACUAAAGAAACAAAAGAGACUGGAAAAAAAAUUCCAAGUGGGGAUGGAGGUUUAUCAUCUAUUUCUGCUGCAUGUAAGGGAUGGAUUCUUGAUGUCUGGGAAUUCGCUAAAGAAGAUAUGAACAGAGUAAUAUUCUCACUCAAAGUAGGAUUAGCUGUAUUACUGGUGUCUUUGCUUAUACUGUUCCAAGCACCUUAUGCAGUAUUCGGUACCAACAUAAUAUGGUCCAUCCUUACCGUCGCCAUUAUGUUCGAAUAUACUGUCGGUGCGACAUUUAAUCGUGGAUUUAAUCGAGCUCUUGGAAGCUUACUUGCUGGAGUCUUCGCAAUUAUUGUUGCUCAAGCAGCACUGUCCAGUGGCCGGGUUGCCGAGCCUUACAUCAUUGGCAUCAGCAUUUUUCUUAUCGGAGCUGUAACUUCGUUCAUGAAGCUAUGGCCAUCUCUGGUACCAUAUGAGUAUGGGUUUCGGGUUAUACUCUUCACCUUUUGCUUGAUCGUAGUCUCUGGUUACCGUAUGGGGAAUCCAGUUCGAACUGCUAUGGAACGACUUUAUUCUAUUGCUAUCGGAGCGUUUGUAGCGGUUUUAGUUAAUGUCCUCAUUUUCCCUAUAUGGGCUGGGGAACAACUACACAAGGAGCUUGUUAACCACUUUGACUCGGUCGCCAAUUCCCUCCAAGAAUGCGUUACGAAAUAUUUAGAGGACGAUGGAUCUUUUCACCCAGAAUUCUCCAAGACAGUCAUGGAUGAAUUUCCAGAUGAACCUGCUUAUCGAAAAUGCCGAGCUACAUUAAACUCAUCGGCGAAACUUGAAACACUGGCCAAUUCCGCAAAAUGGGAGCCACCGCAUGGAAGAUUCUGUCAUUUUUUCUACCCUUGGUCAGAAUACGUUAGAGUUGGUGCGGUUCUACGGUAUUGCGCAUAUGAAGUUAUGGCUCUCCAUGGUGUUCUACAUUCUGAGAUUCAGGCGUCAUAUAAUCUUCGAAUUGCCUUUCAAUCAGAGAUUGUAGAAGUAAGCAAUCAAGCAGCAGAAGUAGUGAGAUGUUUAGGCAAAGACAUCGACGACAUGAAACACACACUCCAAACAACUUUACUAAAGAAACUUCACGCCUCGACGGAACGCCUCCAACGUGCUAUCGAUAUGCACUCAUAUCUCCUUAUGGCAACAAAUCAAGAAGCCUCGGCAGAGUACUCAUCUAAACCAGUAGCCUCCAAAAUCUCUCACACUCUUUCAUCUACUCUUAGCAGUGACUUCUCCAAAUGCUUGGCUGACGUAAGCGAAAAUGAUGGUUAUGAUUGUCAAGAACCAACCGCAAUUCGAACUUCCACUCUUGCACCAACUCAGACUGGCGAAUCUUACCAUGAAACAAUGAAGAAACAACAACGAAAGUUGUACUCAUGGCCGUCUAGAGAAGUUGAUGACUUUGAAUCAGAGGGUGGCAUAGAAAAGGAUUUUCUACCAAGGAUGAGAGCUCUAGAGAGUACUGCAGCGUUGUCACUUGCAACCUUCACUUCAUUAUUGAUUGAGUUUGUGGCCCGACUUGAUCACUUGGUUGAAGCUGUUGAUGAAUUGGCGAGGAUGGCCAAGUUCAAGCAGUAUUAAUUACUUGCUGGUUGAAUUUACACGUUAAUCUUGUAACAGUACUAUACAUGGUAAUACUGUUUUCAUCGAUCAUACUGUAAAUUAGGUUCCCAACAGAAGGUAUUAGGUUACAUGAGCAUAGGAAAAUUAACGCUUCCGCUUGAAAUAACAAAUCUUAAGAAUUAUUCC